Messenger RNA from Cuscuta europaea, 1179 nucleotides. Lineage: Eukaryota; Viridiplantae; Streptophyta; Magnoliopsida; Solanales; Convolvulaceae. The record is from the annotation of a GenBank genome assembly.
ACUUUUCUCGUUCCAUUCUCUCUUUCUCGCAUUAUCUCACCCCCUCUCUCCUUGUCUCUCACAGUUGCGAUGCACCGCCUCCCCUCAUCCUCUCAUCCCUCUGUUUCCGAUGCAUCGCCUCCACUCCUUCUCUGAACCAAAAUCCACAACAACCCUAGCUUAUUUUGUUGAUCUAAUCGUCUGUUCUUGAUUCAAAUCCCUAAACCUAACAUUCGACCUCCAUGGAUCUAGAAUCGAGCUCUGAAACCCUAUGUGAAGAUCAAGGUCCAUACUAUGCUUGCAUGGGCGUCCUGAUGGUGCCGGAUAGUGAAGUCGAGCCAGAUGAUGACCUCGAUGUGGACCACGGUAAAACUUCGGUGGACCUUGUGGUUCUGGACACCGAAGAGGCAUCGCAUGGGGACGAUGAUGAAGGUCCGAUGGAGCUAGUGGUUCCGGACAGUGAAGAGGAGGAGGAAGUUCACCGGGCCAAGCAGGUUCUGGUUCUGGACAGUGAAGAGGCUAAGGAGAAAAGGUGGAAAGAGAUUGAAAUGCACCCAAUACGCAAAAGUCCUCGUCUAGAAGCCUUCCUAAAGCUCAUCCUACCCGACUGGGAAUCUAGGAUGUGAGACGUGGAUGUUGGUUGGUGAAAAAGAUGAAAGAUGAGCGUUAAUGGAAGGUGAAGGGGAAUCAACAUUUAUGUCACCUGCCAUUUAUGGAAGAAGAAAUGCUCACAUUUAUUGUGUACGUGUGCGUGAAGUGUUGAGUGUUGUAAUGGGAGGUUGGGAAAAACAAUGUGGAAAUGGGAGUAUUUGUAGAAAAAAACAUUUGAAAAUCCCUCCAAAAAUAGGAGAGAAGUUGUAUCCGAGAUUUUUGCUUGGGGUGUACUAUUCACCUUUUUUAUCACAUCUAUCAAAUCCCACUUUAUUUAAUCAUUCUUCAUAGGAGUAACUUUAUUUUUACAUCUCCCCUUUUCAGCAAACACUCCAAGGGUUUAAUUGGAAAGUCAAAAACUUUUUAGCCUUGCAUUAAAAAGCAAUCCAGGUCAAACCGGGAAGGAUUUUUGGGAACGAAGGGAGUACUACGUAAAGUAUUAACGGGUAUUAAUGGGUGACCUGAGAAUAUGGUGUUACUAAUUCAGGGUAUGCAUUUGUUGAAAUACUGACAAUAAAUCACCAAACAAUAUAUAAGCUCAUAAUAAAA